AUGGUUAUAGUUUAUAGUUGUGAUAUCGCCGGACAAUGCACACAACAAACCUAUGACAAAGAAACUGAUGACAAAUAUGCCAUUAUAGAACUCAAUUACAUGCGCUGGCUUGUUGGAUUCGAAGUUCCAACUGUUAUUACUAACGAUUUUGAUGAUCAAGUCAUCCAAUGCGCAAUGAACUGUGCUUCAAAUGGAAGAUUAGAGCAUUUUCCAGCAAGCGACUCCAGAUGUUAUACUGGUGCAGCAUUAGAUGGCUGCUCAACUUCAAAUCUUGCCGCAAGUACUGGUCAACUUAACGCUGCUACUGCUUUACAGAAUCUCAUUAAUGAUUUUGGCGAUGGUAACUUGGAAGUUGGACACAGAAGAUGGAUAUUAUCUCGAACACUUAAAAGAACUGCAUUUGGAGGAGCUUAUGAUUCACAACAUCUAAAUAAUUUUGGUUAUGCUGUAGCACAAAAGACAAAUUUUGGCGAUAGUGAAAUAGAACAAAUUCCAUUUACAGCGUAUCCCCCUCCAGGAUAUUUCCCAGCACAAUUUGUAUACAACAGAUUCAGCUUUUGGUCCCCAGAUUUUCCAAGUAACUCUCCAAUAAACAUUUCAGCUAAAAUUAACAAUGAAGUUCAAAACGUAACUUUGCGUAGAUUUGAGAUAACUGGAUAUGGAGAUCAUGAUCAAGGAGUAAUGUUUUCAUUAGGUGGUUAUGGCCGUAGCUCAUAUGAUUCUCCAUAUCAUCAAAUUGUUAACAAGAGAAUUGACAUCCAAAUCAAGUGUGCAGACAAAGUCUACGAUUAUACAAUAUAUCCUAUUGAUUGUAGUGAUAAACCAAUGCGAACACCAGUUCCAACAAUCGAAGGUGACGAUUAUGACAAACUUGACAUUGGCGAAGCUCCAAAACAAAAACGCCAGAAGAAAGUUGCUAUUGGUGCUGGUGUUGGUGUUAGUCUUGUUGUUAUUGUUAUCAUUAUUCUUGUUUUAUUUAUUGUUUUUCGUCAUGGUUGUUCACAUAAUCACGACAACGACGAAACCAACAACAACAACAAUAACAAUGACAACAAUGAUGAUCAUUCUGAUAGUGGCGAAAACCAUCUUGAAGAUGCAUAA
Trichomonas vaginalis G3 is the source of this 1101-nucleotide messenger RNA. RefSeq names its product DNA-directed 5'-3' RNA polymerase protein. NCBI's taxonomy places the organism in Eukaryota, Parabasalia, Trichomonadida, Trichomonadidae. The record is from RefSeq and is a predicted model, not a curated record. The transcript has a single exon. Bases 1 to 1101 code for a protein of 366 amino acids.